GUUUCUUUUAUUUAAAGUGAUUUGGCCUGGAUUUGUAUGAAUUGAAUUGAAUUUAUUGAAUAUCUUAUUGAAUCGAAUUGAUUUUUGGAUUGAAUUUUGAAUUUAUUGAAUUGAUCGUUUGAAUUUGAAUCUUGGAUUAUUGAAUCAUGGAUAAAUUGUCCGAUCGAGUUUUUAAAGCAAAAAUCACGAAAUCUUUCAAAUCGAAAAAGUUUGAUCGAAAACUGGUGUCCGAACUGAACGAAGAAUUCGAAAAUCGUACGGCUGGACUUGAUGAAGAUGAAUUGGAAUUAUGGAAAAAAUAUGACGAUAUAUUGAAGGCAAUGAUCAAUAAUGUUAAUCUGAAUGAAUUAUUGAAUAAUGAUGAUGGUGAUGAUGACGUGGAUCUAAAUGAAUCUGAUGCUGAUAAUGAUGAUAGAAGUACUCAUGGUAGUCAUCUCGAUGAUGAUGAUCGUGUUUCGUCUAGUGGAUCCAAUCCUGAUGCGAAAAAUGAUAUACCGAUUUACAAAAUUGUAAAUUCAAUCAAAUCGUUUAAGGAUAAUGUUGCUGAAUGGCCAGCGUUCAAAAGUCGUGUUGAAUCGCUGAUUAUUGAACGGAAAAAUAUUUCUGAAAGUUCAAAAAGAAUCAUCAUUUCCGGUAUUGUAAGAGGUAAAGCAUCUUCGAUAUGGGAUCGAUGCGAAACCCAAAAAAUGGAUAUAAAAAAGAGCUGGAAAGCCUUGUCGAAAGAAUUCGAAGAUCCUGAGCUCAUAAAUAUGUACAUCCAGUCGAUGAUACUGAAAAUGACCAAUGUGAAGGACAAAUACGAUACCGAUGGUCUUGGAAAGAUUGAAACGCAAAUUGAAGAAUUUGCGAAUGCCAUGUUUAACUUGGGUCCUCGUUAUGUCGAUAACACGUCCCAAAUAGUUUGGAAAAUUGCCAAUAAAUUUUGGAAAAAAGAAUCAGAAAAAAUCAUUGCUGAAUGUCAAUCGUUGGACGAUCUUGUGGAACGGGUUAAAAAGGCUCAUCGCCAUGCCCUAACGUGGGCACAACAUAAUGCUGAGCUUAAGUUGUCGGCAAAAUCUGUGAAAAAUGUUGAACCAAAGCCCAGAGUAUCAUCUGUUCGAUCUGUGAUGGCUAACCCAAUGAAGAAAUGUUUUUUGUGUGAUAAGCCUGGACAUAUGGCUACCGUUUGUAAAAGUGAAUUGUCCAGCUCCGAUAAAAAGAAAAUUGUAUUUGAUAAAGGUUUGUGUCAUAUAUGUCUAUGGCCUGGACACAAAUCAAUGGAUUGCCGUCGAAAGGACGUAAUAAAGUGUACAUCAUGUAAUAGCAAUCAUCCGACAUCAUUGCAUGGUAUAAAUUUUGCUGAAACUGAAGUAAAAACUGUGGCUACCGCGGACAUGAACGUCGUGCGUGGUUCAACUGGAUUUAAUAUUGGUAAAUUCCGUGGCCGUAUCGGCAGAAAUGAAUGUGACAUACUAAUAGAUUCCGGCGCUGACGUAUCAGUUGUUGCCAGCAAUUUGGCUCCUUUAGAAUGCCGGCGUAAAGUCACACCGAUAAAGAUUUGUGGAUUCGAAAAAUCCAUGUCCCGAAUCGUCGAACAGGUUGCUGAUAUAGUUAUAACGCAUCCUGAUGGCAAAUCAAACAUAGAGGCCUAUGUUUCUGAUGGUGUCCCAUUAAACAAUGUUAUUGUUGGUCGAGAUUACAUGGCCAAAUUAUUUCGUGAUGGUCACCGUGUUUGGCAUACCGUGUUUGGCGAUAUAGAUCUUGAAUCAAUGAAAGUGAUCAACGUUAUUGAACAACGAAAUGAAAAACGUGUUGUAAAUUGGAAUGAAAAUGAUUGUCCUGAAGAAGUUGAUGAUGGAAAAAUGAAUUUACAAAUAGAAAAAUUGGAUAAUGGUAGAUUUAAAGUUAAGCUACCGUUUUUCUCAAGCAAAAGACCACCGAAUAAUUUUAAUAAAGCGGUUGAACAUCUUGAUCGUCUGCAAUCUCGUUUGAGCAAAAAAGGUCUUUUGGAACAAUAUGAAUCUGAAUUAAUGAAAUUUGUUGAAAAUAAUCAUGCCGAGAUUAUUAAUGAAACAGAUGGGUAUUUUAUCCCACAUCAUGAAGUUGAACGACCUGAUGCCGCGACUACCAAGUUUCGAAUUGUAUUGAAUGCGUCAUUCGGUUGGAAUUCAUUGAACGAUUUGCUUUGGAAAGGUGAAUCAUUGAAUUUGAAUACAUUGCCUCAUCUUGUGAGAAUUAGAAUGGCUCCGUUUCUUUGUAUUGGUGAUUUACAAAAGGCGUUUUUACAAAUCGUUAUCGAUGAAUCUGAUCGCCAAUAUUUACGAUUUUUAUGGAAGAAUCAAAGUAAUCAAUUGAUGAUAAUGCAAAUGAUUGUAUUGCCAUUUGGUGUUAUUAGUGCGCCAGCAAUAUUGACGCAAGUUGUGUCAACCAUUAUUAAUAACAUGUCGUUGAAUUCACGAAGUAUUUUGGAAAAUUCUAUGUAUAUGGACGAUUUGCUCGCCGUAUCUCAUUCAGAAUCUUUGUUGUUGAAUGUAAUGAAUGAAGCAAAAUCAUCGUUUGAAUCGUCUGGUUUUGUUCUACAUAAAAUGGUCUCGAAUUCUACAUUUAUUCGUGAUUGUUUUGGAAUCGAAUCGUCAAGCUGUAAAUUGCUUGGUUUGGUUUGGAAUUGUAUCGAUGAUUAUUUGAAUAUUAAUUGGAAAAUCCCUGAUAAAAUUGAUACGAAACGAAAAUUAUUACGAUUUAUUGGUCAACUAUUUGAUCCUUUAGGAUUUUGUGAACCUGUGAAAUUAUUAUUUCGUAAAGAAUUUGCUACAAUCCAGGAUAAGGAUUGGGAUGAUGAUUUAGACGAAGAAAUUGUAUCCAAGAUCAACGAUCUUACGAUUGGAUUAAAUGAAUUGAAUGAAAUUAAAUUUGUCCGUUAUGUUGAAGAUCAAAGGCAAGUGUCAUGUUUCGUGGAUGCAAGUUUUGAUGGUUAUGGUUACGCCAUAUAUUUGGGAAAAGAUCUGAUUUUUGGAAAGUCUAAAAUAUCUCCACGUGGUCGAACAAUCGUCGAUUUGGAAUUAUUGGCAUUAUAUGAAGGCGUUAAAGCCACCUCGCGUAUUGUUGAUUAUUUGAAAUAUGUUGGCGAAGUUGAAAUUUUUACCGAUUCGCAAAUAAACAUUGAUCGAUUAAAAUCGUCACCGAAUGAAUUUCAGAUUUCGAUUGCACGUCGAUUGCUCUCGAUUCUAAUGACUGGGUUUGAAAUUCAUGCUAAGUUUCGGCACAUAAGUGGUAAACUUAAUCCUGCUGAUUUGUUUUCGAGAGGAUGUAACGCUGAACGUUAUAUUACCGUCAAACCAUAUGAAAUCGAUAUUGAUAAAAUGAUCGCUGAUAGCAGUGAACCUGUUGUAACGAAAUUGAUUUGUACCAUUCGAGAAACAUGGAUUCCUGAUCAAACGGUGCGGAAUUGGAUGGACAAAUGCGGUGUGAUUUCAAAAAUGACAAAAUGGAUACAACGAUGUUUGAAUUGGAUGGAAAGUGCUACCGACCGAAAACCUCAUUUUAACGCUCUACAUACCUUAUACCUGAUUUACCAACGUAGUGAAUUGAAACGCGCAGAUAAUUUGGUCGAUAAGAAUGGACUGUUGCAUUAUUGGUCAAGAGAUUUGGAAAAUCGCCCUAUAUGGAUUCCAAAAAAUACAAUUCUGGCUAACGAAAUGUUGAAAUUGGCACAUAAAAAAUCGCUUCAUCGUGGAUGUGAAAUGUCAUUAGCAAUGGUUUUGAAUGAAGUUCGAAUUGCAAAUGCUAAUCGUCAUAUGAGAAAAAUAAUUAAUGAUUGUGUCUUAUGCCGAAUGAUCCGAGGUAAUGCAAUUAAACAACCACUGGGACCAUUACAUGAAAUUCAGAAACGGUUCAUGAAGCCAUUUGAAUGUAUAAUGAUGGAUGCGUUUGGACCGUUAACUAUUGCAAAUGGUAAAAAAUGCUAUGGAAUCGUUAUUAUGUGUCGAACAACAAAAGCGGUUAAAGUUAGUGUUCUCGAAAAUUUGUCCGAAAAUUCGUUAUAUGAUACUUUGAGAACCGUGUGGAAUCAAGUUGGAUAUCCGACGGAAGUGUGGUCGGAUAACGCAACCAAUUUUAUGGCUGUUCGUGAAAAAUUGAAUAAAUUGGCCCUAUCUGGUCAAACAAAUACUGUUAAUUGGAAAACGUCAACACCAUUGGCGCCUUGGAUGAAUGGUGCAGCCGAACGAAUGAUUAGAUUGGUGAAGGAAUGCUUGAAAAUGUUGCCAAAAAAGGCCCGUUCACUUUUUUCUUUGCAACGAAAUUUUAAUUACGUGGAAUUUGUUAUUAACCAACGACCGAUAAUACAAAAUGAUGGCCGUUUUUUCUCUGCCUUUGAACUAUGGAUGGGUCGUACCAUGAAUCUAAAUCAAGAAAAUAAUAUGGACAACGUAUGGGAAAUGAAAAAUGAGAGAUCAAAAUUUGUCAAAGAAGUUGCCAAAUUAUGGAUGUCCCAAUACCUGAAGAAAUUGGCUCGAAUGUCAACCAACAAAUCGACUGAUGUGCAAAUUGGUGAUUGGUUAAUGUUGCCUGAAUAUCUGACUAAACGUUCUAAUUGGCCUAUUGGACAAGUAAUGGAAGUCAAGAAUGGUUCUGAUGGCAUAUGUCGUACUGUAAAAAUUCGAAUUAAUGGAACAGAAUUGUGGAGACCAACGAAUCGUUUGGUUUGGAUAUCACAUUCUCGGCGGGAGAAUUGUUGCGGUACAUUGUUUGUGAAUAUGGCUGAAUAGUCGAAAGCACAUUUAUCGAACUUUUUGAUGUGAAAAUCAUUUUGUGUGUGUUUAUGCUUUUCUUGUAAUUUUGUGAUUUUUGAUCCAAGUGAAAAUUAUUAAUGUUAACCCAACACUUUGUAUGUUACCAAAUUUUCUUUUAACUAUUAUAAACUAAAUUUAUUGUUCAUUUUUUCAGAAAUAAAGAUUAUAACUUUUUAU
This is a messenger RNA of Dermatophagoides farinae (American house dust mite), 4946 nucleotides long. RefSeq lists its product as uncharacterized. Lineage: Eukaryota; Metazoa; Arthropoda; Arachnida; Sarcoptiformes; Pyroglyphidae. Gene Ontology annotation, biological process: proteolysis; DNA integration. Gene Ontology annotation, molecular function: zinc ion binding; aspartic-type endopeptidase activity; nucleic acid binding. The record is from RefSeq and is a predicted model, not a curated record.